Diceros bicornis minor is the source of this 4160-nucleotide messenger RNA. It is a transcript of the gene ARHGAP44, whose product is annotated as Rho GTPase activating protein 44. Gene Ontology annotation, biological process: signal transduction; modification of dendritic spine; regulation of dendritic spine morphogenesis. The transcript has 20 exons. Gene Ontology annotation, molecular function: GTPase activator activity; protein binding. NCBI's taxonomy places the organism in Eukaryota, Metazoa, Chordata, Mammalia, Perissodactyla, Rhinocerotidae. Gene Ontology annotation, cellular component: cytoplasm; leading edge membrane; intracellular anatomical structure. The coding region runs from base 283 to 2712 and encodes 809 amino acids. The record is from RefSeq and is a predicted model, not a curated record.
CCCGGGCUGACCUGGCCAGCGCCGAGGGCGGCCCCGGGCGUUACUAUGAAGGCGCCGCGGCGCGCGUGAGGAGGAUGCGGCAGCGGGCGCCGCGGCGGGAGGAGGAGUAGGCGGUGGUGCCCUCGGGAGGGAGCCGCGCGCGGGCCAGACGGCUCCCGGAGGCUCCGCAGUGCCGCCGCCGUCGCCCGGGAGGCUCCGCACAGGAGCCAUGUAACCCUGCGGCGGGCUCCGCGCUGCUCCGUCCUCCCCCAGCUCCCGGGCUAGCGCGGCAGCGGGGCCACGAUGAAGAAGCAGUUCAAUCGCAUGCGCCAGCUGGCCAACCAGACGGUGGGCAGGGCAGAAAAGACUGAAGUUCUGAGUGAAGACCUUCUUCAGGUGGAGAAGCGCCUGGAGCUGGUGAAGCAGGUUUCCCACAGCACGCACAAGAAGCUCACAGCGUGUCUGCAGGGCCAGCAAGGGGCAGAGGCCGACAAGCGCUCCAAAAAAUUGCCUUUGACAACACUGGCUCAGUGUUUGAUGGAAGGGUCAGCUAUCCUGGGAGAUGACACACUUCUUGGGAAGAUGCUGAAACUCUGUGGAGAGACAGAGGACAAGCUGGCUCAGGAGCUGAUUCAUUUUGAAUUGCAAGUGGAGAGAGAUGUGAUUGAGCCCCUGUUUUUACUGGCUGAGGUGGAAAUCCCAAAUAUUCAAAAACAGAGGAAACACUUAGCUAAGUUGGUGCUGGACAUGGAUUCUUCACGAACGAGGUGGCAGCAGACGUCCAAGUCUUCGGGUUUGUCCAGCAGCUUACAGCCUGCGGGUGCCAAAGCUGAUGCCCUCAGGGAAGAAAUGGAGGAGGCUGCCAACAGAGUGGAGAUUUGCAGGGACCAGCUCUCGGCUGACAUGUACAGUUUUGUGGCCAAAGAAAUUGACUAUGCAAACUACUUUCAAACGCUAAUAGAAGUGCAAGCUGAAUACCAUAGGAAGUCGUUGACACUCUUGCAGGCUGUGUUGCCUCAGAUAAAAGCACAACAGGAGGCCUGGGUGGAGAAGCCUUCCUUCGGGAAGCCCCUGGAGGAGCAUCUCAUGAUCAGCGGCCGGGAGAUCGCCUUCCCCAUUGAGGCCUGUGUGACGAUGCUGCUCGAGUGUGGGAUGCAGGAGGAGGGACUCUUCCGAGUGGCUCCGUCGGCAUCCAAGCUGAAGAAGCUGAAAGCUGCCCUGGACUGCUGUGUGGUGGAUGUGCAGGAGUACUCGGCAGACCCUCAUGCAAUUGCAGGAGCUUUGAAAUCUUACCUCCGAGAGUUGCCAGAACCUCUUAUGACCUUUGAACUCUAUGACGAGUGGAUUCAGGCUUCCAAUAUCCAGGAGCAAGACAAGAGACUUCAGGCUCUGUGGAAUGCUUGUGAAAAAUUGCCCAAGGCCAAUCACAACAAUAUCCGAUACUUGAUCAAAUUUUUAUCCAAGCUGUCAGAAUAUCAAGAUGUGAACAAGAUGACUCCCAGUAACAUGGCAAUUGUGUUAGGACCCAACCUCCUAUGGCCACAAGCAGAAGGGAACAUCACGGAGAUGAUGACCACGGUUUCACUGCAGAUCGUUGGGAUCAUUGAACCCAUCAUCCAGCAUGCAGACUGGUUCUUCCCUGGAGAGAUAGAGUUCAACAUCACAGGGAAUUACGGGAGUCCAGUCCAUGUGAACCACAACGCCAACUACAGUUCCAUGCCCUCCCCAGACAUGGACCCUGCUGACCGGCGCCAGCCCGAGCAGGCCCGCCGGCCCCUCAGUGUUGCCACGGAUAAUAUGAUGCUGGAGUUUUACAAAAAGGAUGGCAUGGGCGUGAGGGUCAUGGACACGUCCUGGGUGGCUAGAAGAGGCUCCUCGGCCGGCCGGAAAGCAUCGUGCGCCCCGCCUACCAUGCAGCCCCCUGCCCCGCCCGCCGAGUUGGCAGCGCCCCUGCCGUCGCCCCUGCCCGAGCAGCCCCUGGACGGCCCAGCCUCAGCGGCGCCCUCGCUCUCUCCAUCUAGCCUGGGCCUCCAGCCCGGUGCUGAGCGGACCAGCACUUCUAAAAGCAAGGAACUUUCCCCAGGAUCUGGGCAGAAAGGAAGUCCAGGCUCCAGCCAGGGGCCUCCCUGUGCAGGGACGCAGCCAGGGGUGCAGCCAAGCACCAGCCCCAGCCAGCCGCCUGCAGACCAGAGCCCUCACACCCUCCGUAAAGUUUCCAAGAAGCUGGCACCAAUCCCACCCAAGGUCCCCUUUGGCCAGCCGGGGGCUAUGACUGACCAGUCCACCGGCCAGCCGUCCCCACUCAGCCUGUCUCCCACCCCACCGAGCACCCCAUCGCCCUAUGGACUGAGUUACCCUCCAGGGUACUCUCUGGCCUCCGGCCAGCUCUCCCCGGCGGCUGCGGCUCCUCCCCUGACCUCUCCCUCUGGCUUCACGAGCACUUUAACCAAGUCGCGGCCCACCCCGAAGCCCCGCCAGAGACCCACUCUGCCGCCUCCACAGCCUCCCACCGUGAACCUCUCAGCCUCUAGCCCGCAGUCCACGGAGCACCCUGUGCUAGAUGGCAUGUCCCCCGGGGAAAGCAUGUCUACAGAUCUCGUCCACUUUGAUAUCCCCUCCAUCCACGUAGAGCUUGGGUCAACGCUCCGCCUGAGUCCCCUGGAGCACGUGCGGCGACACUCGGUGACUGAGAAGAGGGACUCGGAGGAAGAGUCUGAGAGCACCGCCCUCUGACCCGGCGCCUACCCCCGCCACGCAUGUACAUACGUGGGCCCCAGACAGACACACUGCUGGGGCCGCCCUGGGCUGGCCGGUGUUCUCUGCUGGCUCCUCGCUGUCACUGCCAACACGCGGUUGGAGUGUCACAGAAAACUGUCACCUCCAGCCCGUGUGGCAAAUGUUGGUGGUGCCGAUUUUGUUCCCUUUGGGUGGUGACUUUGGCCUUUUGUUUCAUCUUUGCCUUUUGACUUUGUGCCUAUUUGAUCCACUUUCAGCCUCCAUACCCAGCAACAGCGCUCUCUCCAUCGGAGGGCUUGCCUGUCAGAAAUGUCCUUUGCAGGGUAGGGGUGAGAGGGAGCGUCGAGUUGCCCGGUUAAACCUGGGGGCCGCCUGCCACUCGUACCCUGAUGGCUGAUGUCAAGUCCUACAGUAUCAGCUUAAUGGCUGCAGAAGGGAAGCAGGAUAGCAGGGGACCCUUUCACUCACAGCAGGACCGGUUCUGGAAUUCUAGAGGUCCUGGGGCACUGACUUGCCUGCUACAUAGGGGAGGACCGGCUGGUGGGAAAUCUUUAAGGCUGCCCUUAACCCGUGGACACUAAAAUAAAUGGCUUAAAAUGAAAUUCUUUUCACUUCCUAACAAUUUUUCCACACUGUGUGACUGAAAGCUCCCUUUACUACCUUUAUCAGUUCAUACUUCUGAAUUUAAAAACUCAUCUUGAGGGUGUCUGGAGGGCCCAAAGAUAGCUCCUCAUACACCCCCCAAAACACACUAGAUGUCUGAUAGUAAUUACACCCCUCCAGGAUCCCAGGGGCACCCUGCUCACUAGGUACGUGGAGCCCCAGAGCUGCCUCUUCUUUCUGGAGGUCACCAGUGAAUAGCAAUAAUUGUCACCCAAAGCAUGUAAGGGAAAGGGAAAUGGGCCCACGGAGACACCUGGCCAGCACCACGGGCCUUGCGGUGUGGCGUGCUUCGCUCACCAGCAUCAGUCGCUCAUCCCUUCUCAUGAAGUCCCAUCCGUUCUCGGGGAAGAGGGCCGGGAGGGCACUGGGGAGCCAAGUCACACUCUGGGAUUAAGGGAGUGAUAUGCAGAUUUGGGUCAUGCAUGCAAAGUCAAAGCUUAAAAUUUUAUCCUUUUAAAAUAGAUAUGAUAUACCUAUACAUGAUAUAAUAUUUGUAUAUAUGAAAUCUCUCUAUAUUUGUUUGAGCCAUUCAAUCUAAACCAAUGUACAGGUGUACAAUGAGAAAUUUAAAUGCUUAGUUAUUUUUCCCAACACAGUGUAAAAUAACCCUUCCCUGACAGUGGGAUUUGCAAACUUUUGAUGUUAACAGCUUUGCUCACUUCCUGGCAAGGGCGGUUCAGUACCCAAUUUGUAAUGGAGCCCAGGGGUUGAAAGUUACCUUUAAAUACAUGUACAAAUAGUUGUCCAAAGUAAUGUUAUUAAAAUAGAUUUAUUAUCCGUGA